UUUUUUUUUUUUAAAUUAGUUUUUAUGCUGAAAACCUACUUCCAAUUUUUAUACUCAAUUCGCUUUACAGACCCACCCUUUAAUUUAACCAUCCAUUCCCCUCAUUUUUUUUAUUCUUCAAUUUUUACUUUUAUUUUUCCUCAUUUUUGGAAUUGGGGUGAAGGAGGUGGCAUGGUGUUUUGAUAUGAAGAAAAAGAAGAAUGUAAAGAAGAAAAAAGAAAAUGAAAAGAAAAAUAAAAAGAUUCUGAAGGGGAGUGGGUCAGGAAUAGGUUAAAUUAAGGGUGGAUUUGUAAAGGGGAUAAAGUAUUAAAAUUGGGGGUUUUUCAGCAGUUCAUGCGGUGCCACGUUUACCUCCAUAAGAUUAGGGGUAAAUUUGAGCAGUUGUAUAAGGGCACGGGUAGCUGUAGACGAAUACUCACAUGGAGGAUAAUUUUAUAUACUAUUUCCGACAGUACAUAGGUAUAUUUAACCCUUUUUCCGAAAGUAAAAGGAUAAGCUUUUUCCAAUUAUUCACUACGAUGAGCUGUCAAAGUACAUGAAGCAAAAGGCACACCAAACACAUACCCUACAUGAAUUUAUCGUUUAUUUCGGUCCCUUUCUACACUCCCAACUACCCUUCAUCUCUUGCCUCAAAUUUUCAGCUCAGAAAGUAAUGAAUAUUCAAGAAAGAAGACCCCAUUAUGAGGUCUUUGUUCUUUCGUUGGGUGAAAAGUCAUACUCUUUAAAAAGAGAAAUGACAGUUCUGUUUUUUCUUCUUCGUAUGACUGUCAACUGUGUUAAUAGCAAACAUAAUUGUACGAAUUACAAGUAAUUAAAUCCACUGGCAAAAGAGAAAAAGAUAAGGUCAUUCAACAACAAGUUAGUGUACUCUGAUCAUUCUAGUUUGUAUAUUACUCUUAGCAUUGAACAGGUAAAACUAAGAGCUUUCAGAAAUGGAUAUUGGCUUAACAGUUGGUGGUGCAUUUCUCUCUUCACUUCUGCAAGUUCUCUUUGAUAGGCUUGCUCCUCAAGGUGAGCUGCUGAAGAUGUUUCAAAGGGGCAAGCAUGAUGUUUUGCUGUUAAAGAAGCUGAGGAGGACUUUGCGUGGUCUUAAGAUUGUGCUAAAUGAUGCAGAGAAUAAGCAAGCAUCAAAUCCAAAUGUGAGCGAGUGGCUUGAUGAACUUCGGGAUGCUGUGGACAGUGCUGAAAACUUAAUGGAAGAAAUCAAUUAUGAAGUUCUGAGAGUUAAGGUGGAAGGUCAGUAUCAAAAUCUUGCAGACACAAGCAACCAGCAGGGAAGUGACCUCAACUUGUGCUUGAGUGAUAAAUUUUUUCUUUACAUAAAGGACAAGUUGGUAGAUACCAUUGAAACAUUGGAGGAGUUGCAAAAGCAAAUUGGCUGCCUUGGCCUAAAUGACCAUCUUGACUCGGGUAAACAAGAAACUAGAAGACUUUCAACUUCUGCGGUUGAUGAAUUUGAUAUCUUUGGUAGGCAGAAUGAAAUAAAUAUAUUGGUUGACCGUUUAUUGUCUGAUGAUGCAAAUGAAAAAAAGUUGACUGUAAUUCCUAUUGUUGGAAUGGCAGGUGUUGGCAAGACAACACUUGCAAAAGCUGUUUACAAUGUUGAGAAGAUAAAAGAUCAUUUUGAUUUGAAAGCUUGGAUUUGCGUGUCUGAACCAUAUGAUAUUUUUAGAAUAAUAAAAAGGUUACUUCAAGAAAUUGGUUCAUCCAACUUGUUGGUUGAUAACAACCUAAAUCAGCUUCAGAUCAAAUUGAAGGAACACUUAAAGGAAAAAAAGUUUCUUAUUGUUUUAGACGAUGUUUGGAAUGACAACUACAACGAGUGGGAUGACUUGAGAAAUUCUUUUUCACAAGGAAAAAAUGGAAGUAAGAUCAUCGUGACGACGCGUAAGGAGAGUGUUGCCUUGAUGAUGGGUAGUGGGCCAAUUAACGUGGGAACUUUGUCUACUGAAGUCUCUUGGCCUUUAUUCAAAAGACAUGCAUUUGAAAAUAGGGAUCCUAAGGAACAUCCAGAACUUGAAGAGGUAGGAAAACAAAUUGCAAAGAAGUGCAAAGGUUUGCCUUUAGCACUAAAGACGCUUGCUGGUUUGUUGCGCUCCAAAUCAGAGGUUGAAGAGUGGACACGUGUUUUGAGAAGCGAAAUAUGGGAACUGCCGGAUAACAGCAUAUUACCAGCGCUGAUGCUGAGCUACAAUGAUCUUCCCAUGCAUUUGAAGCAAUGUUUUUCCUAUUGUGCAAUAUUUCCCAAAGAUUAUCCAUUUUGCAAAAAACAAGUCAUUCAACUCUGGAUUGCUAAUGGUCUCGUACAACAGUUGCAAAAAGAUGAAACAAUUGAAGAUUUAGGCAACCAAUACUUUCUCGAGUUGCGAUCAAGAUCGUUGUUUGAAAGGGUCCAAGAGUCUUCUAAAAGGAUGGUAGAGGUAUUCUUAAUGCAUGACCUUGUCAAUGAUUUGGCCCAAAGUACAUCUUUGAAACUUUGUAUCAAUUUGGAAGAUAACGAAGGAUCUCAUAUGUUGGAGAAAAGUCGACACAUGUCAUAUUCAAUGGGAUAUGGUGACUUUGAGAAAUUGAAAUCCCUCUACAAAUUGGGAGAGCUGAGAACAUUGCUUCCAAUUAGUUUUGAGCUGGAUAGUUUGUUUCCUCUAAGCAAGAGGGUGCUGCAUAACAUUUUGCCAAGUCUAAUAUCCUUAAGGGCACUAUCAUUGUCUCGUUAUCAAAUCAAGGAGUUGCCAAAUGCCUUGUUUAUCAAAUUAAAGCUCCUAAGAUAUUUGGACCUUUCUCGGACAGAAAUAAAACAGUUACCAGAUUCAAUUUGUGUACUGUACAACUUAGAGACACUUCUCUUGUCACACUGUAGUUAUCUUGAGGAGCUACCCCUGCAGAUGGAAAAGUUGAUCAACUUGCAUUACCUUGACAUUAGUAGCACUUAUCGCUUAAAGAUGCCGCUACAUCCAAGCAAGUUGAAAAACCUCCAUAUGUUAUUGGGAGCUAAUUUUUUUCUAGGUGGCUGCAGUAGUCUGAGAACAAAAGAUAUGGGUGAACUACAUAACUUGUAUGGAUCUCUAACAAUUUUAGAGUUGCAAAAUGUGGUUGAUAGAAGGGAAGCUCUGAAGGCAAGCAUGAGGGAAAAGGAACAUGUUGAAAAGUUAACAUUGUAUUGGGGUGGAAGUAUUGCUGAUAAUUCACAAAAUGAAAGAGACAUACUUGAUGAGCUGCAACCAAAUACAAAUACAAAAGAAAUCCUAAUCAUUGGAUAUAGAGGGACAAAAUUUCCAAAUUGGCUAGCUAAUCAUUUGUUUGUUAAGCUGGUGGAGUUGUCUCUUGUUUGUUGCAAGGACUGUGAUUCGUUGCCAGCUUUAGGAGAACUUCCUUCUUUGAAGUUUCUUGCCAUUAUGGAAAUGGAUCGAAUAGCAGAGGUGACUGAAGAAUUCUAUGGUAAUUCGUCCUCCAGAAAGCCUUUUAACUCUCUUGAGAGGCUUGAAUUUGCAGAUAUGCUGGAGUGGAAGCAGUGGCAUGUACUAGAAAUUGGAGAGUUCCCUAGACUUCAGUAUCUUUCAAUUGAAAGCUGCCCCAAGUUGAUUGGAAAGUUUCCUGAAAAUCUUUGUUCUUUGACAAGAUUGACAGUUUCAAAAUGUCCUGAACUACUUUUAGAGACACCCAUCCAACUCUCAAGUUUAAAUGAGUUUGAAGUUGUUGGCUCUCCUAAGGUUGGAGUUCUUUUUGAUCAUACUGAACUUUUUACAUCACAACUUCAGGGAAUGAAGCAGAUAGUUGAAUUACGUCUUAUUGAUUGUCACUCUCUUACCUCCUUACCUAUUAGCAGUCUGUCAAGUACGUUGAAGGAAAUAAAGAUAUCUUAUUGUGGGAAAUUGAAAUUAGAGCCAUCAGUUAGUGAGAUUCUUUCAAGCGGAUGGAACAUGCUUCUCAAGAGUUUGAUACUUAAAGGAUGUGAUUCUAUGGAUGAUAUAUCACCUGAGUUGGUUCCAAGAGCAGGAGAAUUGAGAGUAGAUCAUUGCCACCACCUGACAAGGCUUUUGAUUCCCACUGGGACUGAACUUCUGGAUAUUUCUGGAUGCAGGAAUCUUGAAAUACUUUCGGUGGCAUGCGGUGUUCAGAUGAUGUCAUUGCGUCGUUUGGGUAUUUUCAAAUGCCAAAAGCUUAAGUCACUGCCAGAACGAAUGCAGGAACUCUUUCCAUCUCUUAAAGAACUGUUACUCGAAGAUUGUCCAGAAAUCGAGUCCUUUCCUGAAGGAGGAUUGCCUUUCCAUUUAGAAGUCCUUCGGAUCGAGUAUUGCCAAAAACUGGUGAAUGGCCAAAAGAAGUGGUGUUUACAGAGAUUCCCCUGUCUCACAGAUUUAAGCAUCAUUCAUGAUGGUAGUGACGAAGAAAUUCAUUUGGAGUUACCUUGCUCAAUUCGGCGUCUUACUAUAUACAAUCUGAAAACAUUUAGCAGCCAGGAUAUCAAGAGCCUCACCUCUCUUGAAUCUCUACAUACUGGUAAGUUACCUCAAAUUCAGUCACUGCUCGAAGAAGGGCUUCCCUCGUCUCUCUCUGAACUAAAAUUGUGUUACCAUCAUGAGCUCCAUUUGCUACUGACGGAAGGUCUUGGACGCCUAACCUCACUUCAAAGUCUACGGAUCAUGUCCUGCAAUGAACUCCGAUCUCUUCCAGAGUCAGUGCUGCCCUCCUCCCUCUCUAAGCUGAGCAUCUAUGAUUGUCCUAAUCUCCAAUCUAUUCCAGAAUCAGCGCUGCCCUCCUCCCUCUCUGUGCUGAUCAUCCAGAUUUGUCCCAAUCUUCAAUCUCUUCCAGUAAAAGGGAUGCCCUCUUCCCUUUCUGAGCUGAGUAUUAGUUUUUGCCCUAAUCUCCAAUCUCUUCCAGUAAUAGGGAUGCCCUCUUCCAUCUCUAGACUAUCUAUUUACAAGUGCCCGCUGCUCGAACCACGUCUAGAAUUUGAGAAGGGGGAUUACUGGCCAAAAGUUGCUCAUAUUUCCACCGUACAAGUCGACGGGGAACAUCUGUGAUGAACGAGUGGUGCUAUAAUAGAUAGAGGAUACCUGCUGCAUAUGAUCAAUCCUCUAUCUGUAAGUUGCAUUGUAAGCCGAACCUGAGACAAGCAUUUCUUCCGACCAACCUACUGAAGCAUUGUGUUCUGUAUGGUGCACAGCUUUUCCAAAUUUGUUUCCAAGGCCAAGAUGAGACGGCGAUGGAAUUUUCCUUUGAAGGAUGGAGUAGCAUGACUUAACAGAAAAAAACUUCUUCUGCACCCUUUCAGCACAAGCACACACUAUGCUGUUCCCAGUCAUUGCAGUUCCUUCAAAAGUCUAAAUUCCACCCAUGAUUGGAGUAAUAAUCAGCAACAAGAGCUAUCUGAUUGGAAGCCAAAGCAAAGAGGUCAGGGAACUGUUGUUUGAGAAGGGAAUGACCCACCCAAGCAUCAUGCCAAUGCUUAUCUUCCUUCCAUCUCCCAAAUGAAAAUAGUGCGUAGCUUCUAUCUCCACUAUGAAGCCAAGGAAUCAUCUUCAGAUCGGGAUGAAUUUAAUGUUAGAUCAUGCCAAAGUCAAGGGAGUUGAGAAAGGAGGAUAUGGUUUAGAGUUACGUACAUGCACUCUUGAAUGCAAAGCUCUAAUAGAAUCAAAGGAUUUUGGUAAAAAUAUAUAAGCUAUUAGAGCUCUUGGCUCAUUUGGUGAAAGUAAAGUUGUGCUAACAUUCUCUAUUGAAUAGACAAUCACCUCAACUGUGGUCUACCAGCAAAUUGUAAGUGAAGAGAGCUUAAAAUAGGUCUGCAGUUUUGUUAUAGCUGAGUGUGACAUUAAGCUUACAUUGCACUGUUUAUAUAUUGCUCCAGGUUUUCUUCCAAAAUAUCAUAACAAAUCCGUGAGCAGUGUUUGACAGAAUGGAAACAUUUUGCUUGAAGUAUCUCCUAAUGAAUGACCUAAGCGUGGGACGAAUAUUAACCUUGUCAUUUGGAGCUUGAUAAGCAUGAAGAUAUGUUGUACUCCUGGUGAUAUGCAGUACAAUACAAAGGAAUUUGAUGCAAAAUGAUUUCUCCGCUUAUGAGUCUGGAACUGCCUUGCUUAAUUGAGAAGUUACAAUUCGAAUUAAAAAACCCUUUCUCCGUCAGUGGUGUACAACUCGAGCAUUACCCUGUGCUCCAAUCUCUUCUAGGAAAAGGGCUACCCUCGUCCACUGCUAAAACUGCAUCUUGAAAUUGAGGAAGUGAGAGGAGUGGCCAAAGAUUGCUCAAACCCAUUGUAUGAGUUGAUAGUGAACUCAUUGGUGGUAUUAUUAAGGUAAAUGAUUCUCCAAAUUAAGGUGUUUAUUAAUAUUCGAGUCUUCUGUUUGCCAGUUUAUUAAUUGUUUUUCUAUGCUAAUAUUCCAGACUGCCUUGUGUUAUU
Nicotiana tabacum (common tobacco) is the source of this 6395-nucleotide messenger RNA. NCBI's taxonomy places the organism in Eukaryota, Viridiplantae, Streptophyta, Magnoliopsida, Solanales, Solanaceae. The record is from RefSeq and is a predicted model, not a curated record.